AGUGGCAGGAAGAUGGCGUCUAUGCGGUAGUGCUAGCAUUUUCAUUGAAAUAAGAUAUGGACAAAGCUGACUCAUUUUUCAGCUAGAGUUUUUAGUUAGCUAUUCGCAAGUGCUGUUCGUCUUAGUACGUACAUACGCUAUGAGUUUCAGUGAUACUUUGCGUUGUGGAUUGUCUCCGGACUUUCGUUAAUGUGUUUCGGUUCCUGGCUUCCACUAACCAGCACAUAAUAAAUUAGUAUAGUUUUUAGAAUCGUUAAAGCAUUGUGUUGGCUGUUAUGAGUAUCACGUUAGACAGUGGUUGUUCAUACAUUUAAUGGAUUGGAACGUACAAGAGAAUUUACUCAGAAACGAACUACAAUGUUUACAAAUACAGUUUUAAAUAGUUUGAUUUCACUUCCUCGCUAGCCAGGAAAAAUAAAAAGAAAAAAUGGAAGAUAAGAAUCCAGAACGGAAGAUAAUGGUUUUUCGGCCAACCUACGAGGAAUUUAAAGAUUUCUCAAAAUUCAUUGGCUACAUGGAAUCACAAGGCGCCCACAAAGCCGGCGUUGCUAAGAUCAUACCACCACCAGAAUGGGUGCCACGAAAAUCGGGAUAUAAUAUAGAUGAAAUUGAUUUGAACAUACCAGCUCCAAUCUGUCAGGUUGUUGAUGGAAAACCUGGUCUUUAUACUCAAAUCAAUGUACAGAAGAAAGCAAUGACUGUUAAGGAAUACAGGGAUCUAGCUUGCAGUGAUAGUUACAAUACACCAAAGCACAACGAUUAUGAAGAGCUCGAGAGCAUGUACUGGAAGAAAAUAAUGUAUGGUUCACCAAUUUAUGGAGCUGAUGUCUCAGGCUCACUAACAGAUAAAGAUGUUGAUGUGUGGAACAUAAACCAUCUGGGAACCAUAUUAGAUUAUGUGAAUGAGGAUUACGGCAUUAGCAUAGAUGGAGUUAACACCGCAUACUUGUAUUUUGGAAUGUGGAAAACCACCUUUGCAUGGCAUACAGAAGAUAUGGAUCUCUAUAGUAUUAACUAUCUCCAUUUUGGGGCACCGAAGACAUGGUAUGCCAUCCCACCAGAGCACGGCCGCAGGUUUGAACGGCUGGCAACAGGAUUUUUCCCUGAGGCUUCAAAAAGCUGUCCUGCCUUCCUGCGGCACAAAAUGUCGCUAAUAUCUCCGAGAGUAAUGAGAAAGUACUCCAUUCCUUUCAAUAAAAUUACUCAGGAAGCAGGUGAAAUCAUGAUAACAUUUCCAUACGGAUACCAUGCAGGUUUCAACCAUGGUUUUAACUGUGCAGAGUCAACAAAUUUUGCCACUCCCCGUUGGGUGGAAUAUGGAAAAAGGGCAUCUCAGUGUCAUUGCAGGGAGGACAUGGUGAAAAUCAGUAUGGACACAUUUGUGAAGCGUCUCCAGCCAGACCGCUACCUCCUUUGGCUGCAAGGGAAAGACGUGGGUCCCCACCCCGAGGAUCCCUCACGAAACUACGCUGCACCUCCACCCACGCAGCGUGAAGUCCUCGCAAACAAAAAUAUUUUGUGCCACAGCAAUGCCGACAUGCCGCAGAACGUGCUCAUGAACAUUCCGAGGGCGAAGACCCACCACCGCAAGAAGGUGUCUCCCGGCAGCGUUACAGAGUUGCCUUCCGACCUGGAAGACUUGGACGGUCUCGAAUAUCCACACGACUUACCUUCAGAGGUAAUCAGGAUAGCGGAGGAGAUACGCAAUGAAGAAAUCGACUUAAUGGACGAGAAGACAUUUGAGGUCAUGCAGGAUGUCUGGCUGAAAGCUGGAGAGAUGGAUAUAACAGAGACACUCUUAUAUGAGGAAGAGCUCCGCAAGAAACGCAAACGGAGGCGAAACAGUGAACACUGCAGCCCGACAAAGAGGCUGAGCAGUUUGGAGGAAGACGAAAGCUGCGAAGACAGUCAGCACGAACUUCAGUCGCAACAAGAAGGUGCGAGGACGAAGAAAUGCAAACAUAAGAGGCACCACCAUCACCAUCACCGUCACCAUCACCGCCACCGCGACAAGUUAAAGUUGGACUUCAGCCCGGAGGAGCUGGAGGAGGCGGGCAUCCCGGAUGCACUGCUGCAGUACCUGGCCGCCGAGGAAGGGGAGGGCGUGGCAGCUGCAGAGCUCGAAUCGAAGAGCCGGCCACCCAAGUUGAAGCGCCACCCUGUCACGGUGACGGAGAAGCGCUGCAUCGACGAGUACUUGGAGCUGAUAGACCGCCACUACGAGGAGGCCGCAGAGAAGAGGUUGUCCGCGGCCGGUGGCAGCGGGCCUUCUCUGACGCGAAUCGUGGAAGCACUCCGGCAGCCACAGCGCAGCACGACGCAGCCGGCUGGCGAGUCUGCCAGUAGUGUCUGUCAUAACAAGAGCAUUAAGAGUGAAGAUGCAGAUUUUACAGCUGAGGACAUGAAUGCUGUACAUGGACUUCUGAAUCUGCAGUCGAAGAAUACAUCACCGGUGUUGACGACUGAGCACGUGCCCUCUGCAAGUGGAUUAGACGUGGAAUGCCCCAUCCUGGAUAGCCAAGUUCCAAGUGUCGGAGCCACUGUCGAUGUCACGACAGGGUCUUCACCGGUGAAGGACAUCAAACCAUCAAAGGUUUUAAUUGUGAGGAAUAUUGGUACAGACCAGGCUGGUACGGGCAGGUAUCUGAAACUUGCCAAUACUUACGUACCAUUUAAAAUGGAACCGUAUGACGGUGGCAAGUUCGUGGUGAUACAGCCGCCCAGAGCAUCACAGGAGUCAGUGAGCCACACACUUGGCCAGCAGCAGCCACUGCCUCUAACAUCUCCGGGACAAAACUUCGAUGCCCAGUCACAAACUAGGGUUGUUGUGCAAAGGUCAACUGUGCCACCUUUCCCCAGCAAAACACCGUUCCAUGUUCAGGUAAAUAUUGGCAAGAACAACAUGUUCAUGUGCAAUGUGGAGACUGGUGAAAUUCGCCCUCUGGGCCAAACGGAGGACAUCUCCUCUGCGAGCCGGCAGGCCGGUUCGCUCUCCCACUUUGCUGCAACCGCUCGGCAGCCACAGCCACAGCAGCAGCAACAGAAACUCGGCUGGCACGCUGCCACACACGUACACACAGGGCCGCCCAGCCAGAAGGUGGUAAAGUUGCUGGGGGAGUUCAUUCUGCCAAAGAUCGACGUCGCAAAGCAGCCUGCUGACGCCAAAAAAACGAUGUAUCUACUGCCGCCAAAUGGCGGUUCCGUUUCACCGAAUGUCAACCAGAGGACAGACUCUGCUGGCGAGAGCACACCGCCUGGCACGGUGGGUGUUUCAGAGCCCAUCCAGAACAAUACGUUGAAGCAGUUGUUGGCCUACCGUCCCAGUGUGGGUGCGAAGCCCACUUCCGGAGGACAGAGCAGAGAAGAUGGUGCUCCUACUGCGAAGUUUACUUCUGGAGGACAGAGCAAAGAAGGCAGCGUCUCUGCUAUGAAACCGGCAAGUGUCGGAGUGAAUUCAGAACGCAGCAGACAGCUCAGAGCUCUCAUCAAGCUGUUGGGACCCACAGCCAAUCUCAAGAAUGAAGCAAUACUGAAGAGAAUCAGUCAAGCUCUGUCACUAGCAAGAGCCAGAGCACGAUCAGAAGACAGUCCAAAUUCCAAAGGUAGCGCAAUGACAAAGGCUGGGGCAUGGAGGAAAGGAGCACCUUCUGAUCGCUCCCUAGACAGAGUGGGAACUUGUGCAUCAGAAGGCGGUAAAUCUAGUCGCCCAGUCUCUGGCAAAUUUUCAGAAUUCGCAGUUCCUAGCAGUGUCGACAGUCAAUCAGGUGACACGAAGCAGUGGAGACAUGCUACAGCGUACCGGCAGCAGCGUAAGCGCGGCAGCAGGCUGAACGGCGUGGGCCCGUCCGGUCGGCCUCCGAGGCCGCCCGUCCGUCCACCGAUAUCUGCCCGCAAGAAUCUGAGUCCUGCCGAUCAGCAGAAGCUUAUAGAACUGCAAAAAGUGCUGGAUGACUUUGUGGAGAAUGUUAUCCUCGAGAAAGGUGACAACCCCAAAAGUGAAGAUAAAUUGGGAAAUGACCAGGCAGCCGUGUCGACACCUCCCGACAGUGCCAUUAAGGUGAAAGGGGAGCGGUACGCUGGUGGGAGCGAACGUGUUCUCCUGGGGCAGGAGAAUAAUGACAGGAAGCGGGAGCAGUCGGUAACACUGUACGCGGCAGCCGAAGGCGCGCCUCUGCCGUCGUGUACGCUGACAAAGGUCAGUGUCAAACCGAAGGACGAGAAGGUGCUGUUCAAGUACGAGCACUCAGUGACGCCCGGAUCGGGAUCCGCGCACGGCUGCGGCACGGCUCGCCAGGUGUGUCGCCCCGACCUGGUGAGGCCACUGUCUGUCGCCAUCACGAGACUCCCCACGACGGUCGCCUCGGCAGCUGCCGGCAGUGGCAGCUCCUGUUCACCCGCCCCGCUGCUGGUGCCAGCAGAUGAGGAGCCGGCCUGCAACAGUCCUCGCAGCGAACCACCUCAGCUGUCUCCCGAAGGAGGUCCUGGCUUCAUGAAGGAGAUGCAGCACUCGGCACCAGCAGAUAUGGCCCUGGAGCGUGCUUUCAAUGCAUACUGGAGCGAACAGUACCCGCACUGUUCCCUGUGCACUGUUUUGCUGCACACAAAGUGCUGUUCAGGUGACAUUAACUUAGAUGAAUGGAAGAACAGUCGGACAGUGACGAAACCAUACGUGAGUCCAGUAUGGUUUCCAGAGCGUAGUAAGGAGAUGGAGUCGCGGCGCUUCUUCGACUCCCACACGGGUGUGAAGGUGCUGCUGACAUGUGUUGAGUGUCAGCUGUGCGUGCACACGACGUGUUAUGGCACCAGUGAGCAGCUCCCAAGUGCAGCGGGCAACAUACGCGGCAACUGGCGCUGUGAGAGGUGUCUCUUCGGCUCCCUCGGUUCGGUGUGUUCGCUAUGCAGUAUGCGUGGCGGAGCGUUGCGUCGCACCGAGACAGGGGCCUGGGUGCAUCUGCUGUGUUCGGCCGCUCUGCCCGGCGUGCCAUUCCACGACGCUCUGGAUGUGAGGGGCAUCAGUCUGUAUGCCAGGCAUCUGGACUGCAAGUACUGCGGAGUGCGUGCGGGGGCGUGCGUGCGCUGCUGCCACGAGGGCUGCAGCGCCACGUUCCACGCCACCUGCGGCCUGCUGGCGGGCGCCCGCUUCGGGCUGCGCGUGCCGCCAGACUGCCGCAGCGUGCUGGAGGCGCGCUGCCGGAGGCACGCCCGCAAGGCGUGUGCUUUCGAAACGGGGCAGGCGGUGGUGGUGUGGGUCGGGGGCAGCUGCUUCACCCCCGGGCACCUCACCCGCAUGUCGGUCAGGCCGCUGCUCAAGGUCGCCCUGCCAGACGGCAGACUCCUCCACGAGGUCGACCCGUCCGCCAUACUCAGCCGGGACUGCUCACGCCUCGGCACACCUCUUCUCAACUCUGAAGUGGACGUCUGGCUGAAUGGCAUGAGGUGUUCAGCAACAUUCCAGGGAGUGACAAUCAAGCAGGAGUUUGAUGUUAUUCUGAACAACUCAGAGAAGAGAACAUUCAGACACGAAGAACUUUUUCGCGUUAAGGAUGAGAAUUUGUGAUAACUGGCUUGCCUAGCUUCCAGUUUGUGAGUAACUGCCAGCUUCCAUCUCCUGUCAGCCAUGCCCACACGUGGCCAUUCCACCGAGGAGUGCUCUGUCUCUUCCCUCAGAUUUAGCCGAAACUUCCAGUUUUUGUAGCAUUAGUAGCUCAUACGUUCUAUUGACACUUUGUGAACAUUCUAUUGUAAAUAGUUACAAAACAGUGUGAAUUUAUUUUGUUCUCGAAAAUGCGAUCGGCGUCACUGAGAGAGCCAUACAACACGUGCUCUGAUUGCGACAGAAGGUGGUCGAUCGCCCGACGAUCAGUGUUGUGUCUCAGAGAAACUGUACAAUCCUGCUUCCAUAUAUUUUGUAUUAUGUAUAGAUUUGAGUGAGUUGUUAAGUAUCUUUUUUUUUUUUUUUGUCUCUAGAGACUGAGUUGACACAGACUAUUAGUGUGGAACUGUCUGUCGGAGUACAGCAUUGACUAUAGUUUCACUUAGAUUCACUGAGUUGCACUGUAAACUGGCAGCGUUUUCUUUGACAUUUCUUGUCAUUACAACAAAAGCACCAUUAAAAAAGUUUUA
This is a messenger RNA of Schistocerca nitens (vagrant locust), 6123 nucleotides long. Its product is annotated as lysine-specific demethylase 4C-like. Gene Ontology annotation, biological process: chromatin remodeling. Bases 428 to 5557 code for a protein of 1709 amino acids. Gene Ontology annotation, cellular component: nucleus. The record is from RefSeq and is a predicted model, not a curated record. Lineage: Eukaryota; Metazoa; Arthropoda; Insecta; Orthoptera; Acrididae. The transcript is spliced from 30 exons. Gene Ontology annotation, molecular function: histone H3K36 demethylase activity; histone H3K9 demethylase activity.